Molecule: messenger RNA, 2562 nt
Organism: Pelmatolapia mariae (spotted tilapia)
Lineage: Eukaryota; Metazoa; Chordata; Actinopteri; Cichliformes; Cichlidae
Product: RNA-binding protein MEX3B-like
Exons: 4
Coding region: 598-2559 (653 amino acids)
Molecular function (GO): RNA binding
Source: RefSeq, a predicted model, not a curated record
ACCCGGCGGGGGUGACAGUAGCCCAGACUGCUGUGCGUUGAUGCUCUCCCCUUGCUUCAUGUGGCCUUUGAACUCAUUGUUGUGUCGCGGGUGACGUCAGUGCCGUGUGCGGGAGACGGAGCGGCGUGCGCCUGGCGAGACAAAGGCGGCGGACCGACCGGGGUCAGGCAGGCAAGAGCAGCAGCAGAAAGCCGAGAAUCACUGUUUUUUUUUUUUUUUUAACUAAAAGGUAACCGCUAACCUUGGACUUCAGUUGAGCUCUCCCUGACGCUGGGAGAAAUGAAGAGGCAGUGACACUCCUGUGGAAAUCUCCUGGAGGAGGAAAAACAACAGUGCCCUCUUUUCGGUUUUAAACGUUUUUUUUCUUCUUCUCCUCAAACGCCCCCCUUUCGGUUUGCUAGUUAGCCGAACCGCUAGCUCCUAGCGCUGCACAGCACAGCACAGGUCUCCUCCUUCAGUCUGCUCCACGUCUUUCCCUAAAGAACUGGGCUACGAGUGAAGAGAGGACUUCAUCGACAAAACGUAGAUAAACAGAGGGUGAGCGGACUCCCAACAAAACAGGCAUCCGUGAUCUGAUGUGAGAUCCACGGAGAGACUAUGCCUAGCCCUUUAUUUCACCCCGAGAUUAUGGACCACGACGUGGUGAUCAGCAGCCAACACAACGGGGUCGGUCUGUCCAGGGAGACGGAUCAGGAGUCCCGGGAGGAGGACCACCAAGAGGCGCUCCGCUUCGCCCUGGACCAGCUGUCACUGAUGGCCAUGGAGAAGGUGGACUGUGGGGGCGGCGGAAGCAGCGGGCUUGUGGACAGCCUGGAUGGGACCCAGGGUCCGGGACCCGAGAAUUGCAACGGUGUGAGUGGAGGGGGGUUCGUGGAUCUACAAAUGCUGGACCAUCCCAGCGGGUCUCGGGACUCUCCGACGUCCUGCUCUCCAUCCCCGGAGUACUAUGGCUCAGGGGGGUACCACAUGGCCGGCUCCCACGCCAUGCUCCACGGGGAACCAAACUCCGUCCUCUGCAGCAGGAAAAGAAGUGUCAACAUGACCGAGUGUGUGCCCGUCCCCAGCUCCGAGCAUGUGGCUGAGAUAGUGGGCAGACAAGGUUGUAAGAUCAAGGCCCUGCGUGCCAAAACAAACACCUACAUAAAGACUCCGGUGCGAGGCGAGGAUCCUGUGUUCAUCGUGACGGGACGCAGGGAGGAUGUGGAGAUGGCCAAGCGUGAAAUUGUGUCUGCAGCAGAGCACUUCUCUAUGAUCAGGGCCUCCCGCUGCAAAGCUGGAGGGGGUGGAGGAGGCGGCUCCCUUCCCGGACCACCAAACCUACCUGGACAGACCACUAUACAGGUUAGAGUGCCGUACAGAGUAGUCGGUUUAGUUGUUGGACCAAAAGGGGCAACAAUCAAGCGCAUCCAGCAGCAGACUCACACCUACAUCGUGACACCGAGUCGAGAAAAAGACCCCGUGUUCGAGGUGACUGGGAUGCCAGAGAACGUGGACAGAGCGAGAGAGGAGAUCGAGACUCACAUCACCCUGAGAACUGGAACCUUUGUAGACCUCCAGGGAGACAAUGACUUCCACACUAAUGGCACUGAUGUCAGUCUUGAAGGCCUUGGCUCCCUGAGUGGGGGACUGGGGGCGACUUUGUGGUCCAGGGCAACUAGCCACCAUUCUGCCCCCCCUCCUCCUCCAACAUCCCCACCUUCUGCUCUUUCCAUGUCCGUACACCACUCGUCCGGCAGGAAGAUGUCCUCAUCGGUUCCCUAUCACACGCACAAUGGCGGAAUGAGCGCAGACAGCUUCAGCACCGCCCGGAAGGCCACCGAGGGAGGCAGUCCCACUAGCCCUUUUAGCACAGGCUCCAGCAGCGCUGGGGGAUUCACUUUUGGGGGCGACUCCACCCCAGGACUGCCUUCGUCAGACGAGCUGGGCUUCGAGUUCAGUGCUUCCAACAUCUGGGCGCCUUUCGUCAACAGCGGAUCGGGCAAUAAGACGGGCAGCUCCUCUCAGCAGCAGCCUCUGCGUCGCAAUAGCAGCGGCCUCAGUGCCGGCGCCAUCACUCCACGAUUGUCCCCGACUCUGCCUCAGGACACAGGCGUGGUCCCCCCUCUGGAUCACCCGCUUGCCCGUCGUGCUCAAAGUGACCCCCUCAGCACUCUCUCCUGGCUGCAGUCUGGCAACGCAGGCGGCGGCUCCUUCUCCGGAGCAUCGAGCUCCAGCUCCGGCGGCUCAUCGACCGGUUACUCCUCCUGCUCGGCCUCCUCCCUCCCCGGUGGGUCGCCUACCGACUCGGAGGGAGGCGGCAGCGGCGUGGGUCUCACCUCUGGGAUUUUGAGCCGACUGAAAGGCAGCUCUGGCUCCGGGGUUGCGGCUCUGGUUGGGGUCAGCCCCGGGGUCAACAGGGACUGCUUCGUGUGUUUCGAGAGCGAGGUGACGGCAGCCCUGGUGCCCUGCGGCCACAACCUGUUCUGCAUGGAGUGCGCUGGGCAGAUCUGCCAAUCAACAGAGCCAGAAUGCCCCGUCUGUCACACUCCUACCACACAGUGCAUCCGCAUCUUCUCGUAAUGC